AUGAAUGGAAAUCUUAAAAAAAUAAAUGCAAAUGAUAUUUCAAAGAUUGCUAGCGGACAAGUUAUUGUGGAUCUGCGUUCUGUCAUUAAGGAGUUAGUGGAGAAUAGCUUGGAUGCCGGCGCUACGAAUAUUGAUAUUCGUUUGGUGAAUUAUGGAGCUGACUUGAUUGAAGUUGUAGAUAAUGGUAAUUACUUUCUGGUUCCUAUAAGCGUAGGUAGUGGUAUACUUGAAAGCGAUUUUUCUGGUCUUGCUUUAAAGUAUUACACUUCAAAAAUCCAUUCUUUUGGUGAUAUUAGGAGUAUUCAUUCCUUUGGAUUUCGAGGCGAAGCAUUAAGCUGUAUUUGUGAGCUUAGUGGAGAGUUCGAGGUUGUUACCCGCCAUUCUUCGUCUGAUAUCGGAUGGAAUAUCCGAUACAAUCCUGAUGGAAGCAUUGCUGCAAAGCAUGAACGCGCUUGUAACAAAGGAACGACCAUCUCUGUCAAGAACCUGUUUGAUCGGCUCCCGGUUCGCCGCCGAGCCUAUCUUCAUGCCUGCAAAACGCAGCUCUCGAACAUGAUUACAUUGGUUCAGUCUUUUGCAAUUAGUUCUUUGGGAGUUCGGUUUUCACUCACUCAUCGUCCUUCUGCAGGAGCCUCCGUGACAACUAUAUUAAGUGUUCCGGUAGGGUCGUGCAUUCAAGUUGACUGCAGGCGAAUUAUUCUGUGA
Blastocystis hominis is the source of this 705-nucleotide messenger RNA. RefSeq lists its product as hypothetical. The record is from RefSeq and is a predicted model, not a curated record. NCBI's taxonomy places the organism in Eukaryota, Bigyra, Opalinata, Blastocystidae. The transcript has 3 exons. The coding region runs from base 1 to 705 and encodes 234 amino acids. Gene Ontology annotation, biological process: mismatch repair. Gene Ontology annotation, molecular function: ATP-dependent DNA damage sensor activity; ATP hydrolysis activity; ATP binding. Gene Ontology annotation, cellular component: MutLalpha complex.